Zea mays is the source of this 1037-nucleotide messenger RNA. RefSeq lists its product as uncharacterized. Gene Ontology annotation, biological process: plant-type secondary cell wall biogenesis. NCBI's taxonomy places the organism in Eukaryota, Viridiplantae, Streptophyta, Magnoliopsida, Poales, Poaceae. Bases 83 to 832 code for a protein of 249 amino acids. The record is from RefSeq and is marked provisional. The transcript has a single exon. Gene Ontology annotation, cellular component: plasma membrane.
CGCGACCGCUAGCUACUCCGAUCGGAUCCUGACCACGCCCGCCUACCAGGCCACCACCACCACCACCACCCACAAAUCCCCAAUGGCGAGGCGCAUCGCCGUGGCGGCAGCGUUCCUGGCGCUGGCCGUGGUGGCUCCCGCCGCGCUGGCGCAGGCUCCCGGGCCCGCGGCGACGCCUAGCGGGCCGCCGAACGUGACGGCGAUCCUGGAGAAGGGCGGGCAGUUCACCAUGUUCAUGCGGCUGAUGAAGGAGACGCAGCAGGACACGCAGCUGAACAGCCAGCUGAACAGCUCGUACGCCAGCAGCGGCGGCGGGUACACGGUGUUCGCGCCCACCGACAACGCCUUCAACAACCUCAAGCCCGGCACGCUCAACUCGCUGACGCAGCAGCAGCAGGUGGCGCUGGUGCAGGGCCACGUCCUGCCCCAGUUCUACAGCAUGGACUCCUUCCAGACCGCCAGCAACCCCGUCCGCACCCAGGCCUCCGGCCGCGACGGGCCCUACACGCUCAACAUCACCGCCACCGCCAACAACCAGGUCAACGUCUCCUCGGGCGUCGCCGAGGUCACCAUCAACAACGCGCUCAGCGCCGUCAAGCCCCUCGCCGUCUACUCCGUCGACAAGGUGCUCCUGCCCCUGGAGCUGUUCGGGGCCAAGGCGCCCGCCGCCGCGCCCGCCGCGUCCCAGGGGAAGCCCAAGAAGGGCGGGUCCUCGGACGCUCCCUCCGGGUCGGCCGGUUCCGACGACGCCGCGCCCACGGGCGCCGCCGGCGCCAGGGUCGUCGGCUGGAGCUUCGCCGGCCUCGCCGCCGUCCUUGGCUGUCUGUUGUGAGAGUGAGACCGUGCGUCGUUUCUAGGGACGGACGGACGACAAGCUAGUUGAAGAUGAGAAUGCUAUGCCCGGGUUCCCUUCCCCUUCUUUCUCUCUGUUUAUUUAAACUUCUUUCAUCUCGCUAGUUUCUUUAAUUUGUACUAUUGGUGGUUUGUAAGAUUGGCUUAUGUGAUUCAAUUUAUGCGCCUGCCGCUGUUGAUACUGC